CUUAUCAAAAGAGAUAUUUUUUCGUAAUCUGUUUAUUUUGUUGGUUGGUGUUGCUGCUGCUUUUGUUGUUCUUUCCGUUUCUUCAAAAGAUAAACUCAAAAUGAUGACUGAUAAGAAGCAGCACCGAAUUAAUAAAGAAAACAUGAUUUAUACACGAGUAUUUUUCUAAAGCCGGCGCGGCGCAGCAGCGACGAAAAUAAAUUUUAGUUAGUAUCGCUUUGCACUUGGAUAGUAUAAGUUGGUUGUGUUGGACAAAGAUUAAUCAACAACAAAACAUUAAAUUAAUUUUCCACUCAAAAUCAAUCAUGGCUCAAAUCAGGCAACUUGGCAGACUUGUGUUGAAGAAAAACUUCCAUACAGGCACGCCGGCACGUAGUACUUCUUAUCUCAUCGAUACUCCUGAAUACUCAUUCCUUAAGGACAUCGGCUUGGACCGAACAAAUCCCGGGGUCUUUAAUGGCUCCUGGAAGGGCUCUGGGGAAGCAGUACGAUCUGUGGAUCCUGGAACUGGUGAAGUCAUCGCAGAGGUGCGAAUGGGAACCGUAAGUGAGAUGCAAGAGACUAUUGGCUUCGCUGCGCACGCCUACAAGGAAUGGUGUGCUGUCCCAGCACCGCAGCGGGGUGAAAUCAUCCGGCAGAUCGGUGAUGAGCUGAGGAAGUACAAGGAACCUCUAGGCAAGCUGGUCAGUUUGGAAGUGGGCAAGAUCUACAGCGAGGGCCAGGGCGAGGUUCAGGAGUUCAUUGACAUCUGUGACUAUGCGGUUGGACUCUCUCGUAUCUAUUCGGGCCAAAUGAUUAACUCAGAGCGAGCGAAUCACACAAUCUUGGAAGCGUGGAGGCCUGUGGGUUUGGUAGGGGUCAUCUCGGCCUAUAAUUUCCCCAAUGCUGUCUUUGGAUGGAAUGCCGCUAUCGCCUUGGCAACUGGAAAUAGUGUUCUGUGGAAGGGAGCUCCCAGCACUUCCCUAGUCUCAGUUGCGACGACAAAAAUUGUUGCUGAAGUCUUGAAACGCAAUAAUCUGCCUCCUAUUGCAACCCUUUGCCAGGGAGGCGUUGAUGUCGGCAAGAAUCUAGUCCAAGAUCCUCGAGUGAAUCUGGUUUCAUUUACUGGCAGUUGCCAGGCCGGUCGUGAUGUCGGAGUGGAAGUUCAGAGGCGAUUCGGAAAGAGCAUCCUCGAAUUAGGCGGCAACAACGCUCUCGUAAUCAACGACGAUGCUGACCUUGACAUGGCCAUUGAUGCAGCUCUAUUCGGUUGCAUUGGAACUUCAGGCCAGCGAUGCACAUCCACAAGACGCAUCAUCGUCCAUCAAGCUGUUUACGAUGAAUUCGUAGCCAAGCUCACAAGCAAAUACGACUUGGUUAUGAAUAAAGUCGGUCACCAGCUCAAAAGCAAUACACUCUUCGGACCUGUUCACUCGCAGCAGAAUGUCGAUGGAUUCAAGGCAACUGUUGAGGAAGCUGUGAAGGCUGGUGGUAAGAUAGCGUUUGGUGGAAAGAUUAUUCAUAGGCCUGGUUUCUUCGUCGAGCCCACAAUCAUCACAGACCUAUUCCAUGAUUCUCCAGUGGUCCUCAAGGAAACCUUUGCUCCAAUUGUUUACGUCCUAAAAGCCAAAUCUCUUAAACAAGCAAUUCUUUGGAACAACGAAGCCGAACAAGGUCUCUCGUCAUCGAUAUUCACCAAAGACGUUACAAAAAUGUUCCAAUGGAUCGGCCCCCGGGGAUCCGAUUGUGGUAUUGUAAAUAUCAACACAACAACAAAUGGCGCAGAGAUCGGUGGAGCCUUUGGCGGAGAGAAACACACAGGAGGUGGACGAGAAUCCGGUUCGGAUGCAUGGAAACAGUAUUGCCGCAGAGCCACAAUUACCGUUAAUCAUUCUGGUGAAUUAGCAGCUGCACAAGGUGUUGAAUUUCAAGUUUAAAAACAACAACAAAACAAAAACGAAAACAAAAUAUUUUGUAAUUUUAAAGUAAACAGCGACGAUUUAGUUUAGAUUAAGAUUAAAAUAAAAACAAAUAAUUUAGUUUACACAAAGAGUGAGAGGAGUAAAAAAGAAGAACAAAUAUUAAAACAUUUAUUUUGUGAGAGAAUUA
Eupeodes corollae is the source of this 2088-nucleotide messenger RNA. It is a transcript of the gene Aldh7A1, whose product is annotated as putative aldehyde dehydrogenase family 7 member A1 homolog. The transcript has 3 exons. Lineage: Eukaryota; Metazoa; Arthropoda; Insecta; Diptera; Syrphidae. The coding region runs from base 306 to 1916 and encodes 536 amino acids. Gene Ontology annotation, molecular function: aldehyde dehydrogenase (NAD+) activity. The record is from RefSeq and is a predicted model, not a curated record.